AUGGUGUGGCCCAAGGGAAAUUUAUUGAAAACAUCGGGUCGCACGCCUGUUCAUUUCUUCUACUCAUCUUCUCUCUCUAGGUUUUCUCUCUCUCCUCCAUCUGCUCUCACACCCAUUGGCAAUUUUGACCGCGCGCAUCUGGACACGCAGCGAGGAAUCGGCGCGGGGUUGAAGUGGAGAUCAUACCCAGGUCGUCGCCUCGAGCAGCAGGAAUCCGGAGGGGUGGAGGGGGCGGGGGAGGAGUGCAGGAAACGCAGAUCAGAUAGCAGCAGCAUCUCGUGGCUCGGAAUCUGGCAGAGCAGAAUCAGAAUUGAGGUCAGCGAUCCCACAUACCUCUCCCUUCCUGUAGCUGAAAUCCCCGUCCCCCUUUUUGUCUCUGAUUUUUGCUGUGGUUUUUGGUUGCAAGGAGACAUGAACAUCUCCCCACGCGCUCUGCCUGUGCUCCUCUGCAAUCUGGUGGGGGAAAGCACAUGGUCAGAUUUCUAGCACAUGAAGGUUUUGUUGCGGUCUCUGCCAGAGAAAAAAAUUGCACACGGGUGAGUCAAACUGACCCCAUCCCAUUUUUUUGGCAGCUUAGAUAUAGGUGUUUUUUUAGUCACUAGGUUCAUGCCCGUGCGUUGCUACGGGCAGAAAAAAAAUUAUAACCGCAGCACAAAGAUUAUUCACCAAAAUAGCAAUGUUAUGUAACAUUGUCAACCAAGCAUGAACAAAUAACACAAAUGCAUAAUUAAAACGGUGCCAUAAAUAUAGUUUCUCCAUUGUGCAUAUAUGAAAAGAAAGUGCUUAAGGCAUACAUAAUUUGUACAGGACGCUUAAUUGAAACUAUUUCAUCCCCAUACUA
Molecule: messenger RNA, 841 nt
Organism: Panicum virgatum (switchgrass)
Lineage: Eukaryota; Viridiplantae; Streptophyta; Magnoliopsida; Poales; Poaceae
Exons: 5
Coding region: 1-486 (161 amino acids)
Source: RefSeq, a predicted model, not a curated record